AUGGUACAACUUUUCUCACCCACUCAAGAAAAGCUUCAUUGUGCCCUUUCUGCAGGUAAAAGUUCAUAGGGCAAGCCUUGGGUUUGCUUGUUUUUUAAUGGGUCCAGAGAAGAUUCCCUAGGGAAACUAUUAGCAAGCCGGCUCAUUAUACUGAGGCUGCUUCCAGCCUGCUACUUAGCAGCAACUUCAGGUUACGCAAUUUCUGUUGGUUGGGAGGUCCUCACCAAACAAGCUGACUUCCCCCAGAGACCUUGGAAAUCUGCCAGAUGGGUGACCCUGUGUUUCCCCACAUUCUCUGGCCCUAAUCUCAGUCAUGGCUAUGCAAGAGCAUCUGAAGGUGAAAGAACGUCAUCGCCGUCCCAUAACAGCUCUUGGCUACCAUUCAGCCCGACGGGAGUGCCUCACCGGCUUUGAAGGUGAGUCCUAGCUAGGGAGGUACAUUUUUCCAGUUCUUUGUGAGCAUUACAGCAUUAAAUUCUACCCAACUUCCAUGCCUGCUUUGUACAACAUGCCCAAAUCUUGGACAGUUACAUCACAUAAUAGGCCACCAUUUCCAUCCCCACAACAAGAGUACAGCCCAAAACACAGUAUAUCUAUCACCUGCACCAAGAGUCUGCUUUCUGUCUCAUCUACAUGCUUUCAGCUCAUGUCCUCAUAUGACCUCUGAAUUUAUGCUUGAGUUCUCAUCAGGGAAUGCCAUGCUAGCACAGUGCCCUCAUUCAAAACCCGUCAGGUUUUUCCUUAAGGCGUCGCUCUUCAAAUGAGCUGGAGACGUUCCUUCCGAAACGAGGCCCUAGCUAAACAAGCUGUAUUGUCACCCUUCUUGCCCUGAUAGAUGGAGUGAUCAAAUGGUGGGACGUGGAGAAUGGGCGCAUGUCCCUCUGCGCCAAGGAGCAUGCUGGCCGAGUCACCCACUUCCAGUCCUGGGUGCAGGCACGACUCCUCUUCUCUUCUUCCAAUGAUGGUUCUGUGCUCGUGUGGGCUGUAGGCGGCACUGUGCUUGACCGCAUCCUGGUAAGAACCACACCGUAUUACAUCCUGGGGUCAGGGCAGGCCAAGAGUAAUGACACAGUUGCUUUUCUGAAGUUUGUAAGUCAUUGCAUGGAAUUCACCAGAUAUCAUAGAACAGGAUUUACCAAACUCGAGUCUCCAGCUGUUUUUGGACUACAAUUCCCAUCACCCCUGAACACCUGUCCUGCUAGCUAGGGAUGAUGGGAAUUGUAGUCCAAAAACAGCUGGAGCCCCAAGUAUGGGAAACCCUGUCAGAGAGUGAGUGUGCUAAGCUCUUGCUGCUCAAGGAAUUCUGGGGAUUCCUGGGAUGCUACAGCUGCAAUUUAGGUAGAGAUCUCACUUUCUGCACCUACUAACUGAGGCUUCUGAGGAUAAAGGGGAACUUGCCCCAACCAGUAUUCCCACGAAGGGCUGCAACUCAGGAGGAGAGCACAUGCAUUGCAUACAGGAAGCCCCAGGCUCAAUUCCCGGCUUCUCCAGGUAGCGCUGGAAAGAACAUCUGUCUGACACCCUGGAAAGCUGCUGCCAGGGGGGUGCAGACCUGGAGUGCCUAAGCUGUGGCCUUCCAGAACUCCCACCAGCCCCAGCCAAGCCUCAGGGAUGAUGGGAGUUGUAGUCCAACAACAAAUGGAGAUCUGCAGGUUCCCUGUCCCUGGGGUAGAAGGCAGCUUCCUAAAUAUUGUUUGGCUAACUAAAUCUAAGACCUUUUCAGCUGGGGGAGGGGUAUUGUUUUUGUUAGUAUGCUGUACAUUUUUGUGUUUUUAUUUUGUAAACCACCCUGCAAUCUUCAGAUGAAGGGCCGUGUAGAAAUGUAAUGAAUAAAUAAAAUAUUUGAGCCCUUGAAGUGUAAUGUUCAUUCUGCAAAACAGGCAGUGCUUUCUUCUAGGGGGCUCUGAAGGGUUUUUGGUGCCAACACCUCCCCCCCAACACCAAAUGUUAAAAGUGUGGCACUUAAUGCAGCAACUUCAUGGUGAGUACUGGCACCUUUUAUUUCUUUUAAAAAAGCACUGAAAACAGGAUUAGAUUUUGCUGUCUUCUGGGCCUCGAGUGCCCUGCUGGUCUAACUCCAAUAAAAUCUAUAUAAGACCAGGCCUGUCCAGUGAGUCUUGCAGGGUGAGAACUAGGCAGUAUUGCCUUCCUGAGUCCCUAGAGCCUAUUAUUUUGUGCACAGUCUUCCUGCACUCAAGCCAGUCCCCGCUUCCCCCCCCUCCAGCUAGGCUACCCUAUCUUCACCUUGUCCAUCAGCCUGGCUCGGCAUCUCCUGCUCUGUGGCAGCAAGGGACGCCUGAUGGCUUUCCCUUUGGAUGAAAGGAGAGAAUCUGGCCACGUGGUCCACAUGGCCCAGGGCUUUUCCGAGCACACACACACAGACAUCGUGUCCUGCAUCGCCUGCCUGGACAACCAGAUAUACACAGCAGGGUAAGUUGGGAGUUGCGGGAGUGAAGAAUGGGCUCCGUCUGCAGAUGGGUUCAAAGUACAGACCCUCUGUGAUACUUACAGCUUUGUGAAAUGCUUCUAUCAUAUGCUACUCGUGUCCUGCAGAACCUUAUCAAACAGGCCCUGCUGGAAAGGAGGGAGAUGGUCUCCAGCAAGGGGACAGUAAUAAUGUGGUUUCUGGAUGACUGUGAAGGACAAAGCAGUGAGUCAUACACAUUUUCCCAAGGAGGGAAUCUGCAGCUCUGCUUUGAAACCAAAGCUCCCUCUCUCCCACCACGGGGAGGUUUAAGCCACACCAGCCUCGGAGUCCAGCUUCAGUAGAUCCAACAGUCCCUUCCCUUCCCAGGUAUGACAAGAAGCUGCUGAUCUUUGACACCUAUCAGACUCCAGGCAGGAAGGGCCUGACAACCAAGCACUGCAUCCCACGUGCCCAUCAUGCAGCCAUCACUCACCUGCUGCUGGUGCGGCAGCAAGAAACCACGAGGUACAAGCUCAGUGCAAAGGGCAGACCACCUAGGCCGUGGGAGCUGGAUAAUGGGUUGUGUGUGUGAAGGCAUUUGUCAAGAGGUGCUCUCCUGCUACGUGACCCAUGACCGGUCAGCAUCUAAUUGAUUCUCCUUCCCCCCAAACAGGAAAGCAGUAGGCAAGAGUAGCCAAUUGGGUACUAGCAGCAGUGGACUGAGGGGAGACUUUUGUGCUGAAGGAUAGUCUUAUGUACUUGCAUGGCAGCUUCCUGGUGCCACAUUCUUAUGUAGAACAGGGGUGGGAAGCCUCAGAACCGGGGCCAGGGGUAGACCUCCAGGCCUCUUUGAAUGACUCCUGGGACUUGUCCCAGGCCACCCACCUCCAUCCACAAGCUGUGCCCUUGACUGAUCCUGCUCUGCAUCCCCCUCAAGUGCUUUUGCAUGGCAAGAAUAUGCUGUUGAGCUGCGAUAAUGUCUCUUGUUCGCCUGGAUGUGGGCAUGUGUAGAAACCUCUGGCUUUUACUGUAGGAAAGGUAGGAGUCAUACCAGUGACUCUGCCCAUUUUUGCCUCUGACUCUGCCCACUGCUGGCAUGAGGCCCCAGGAAGAGAAUGUGGCCUCUCACUCGAGCUGAAAAAAGUUCCUCAUUCUGGCAUAAGGACAGGGAAACGAGACAAAGCAGGAUUCCCUCUUUAGUCACUUCAAAAGGGCAAAUCCUGCUGCCCAAAGAGAUCUGCUGUGGUGUGGAUGGAAGCAUUCAAUUGAAUGACAAGGAUGAGCUAAAUUCGCUCUCAUAUAUAGAAAGCGAGAAUCACUGUGCGCUGAAUGCACACCUACCACCUUUUAUAAUGUAAAUUCUCUUCCCUUACAGUCCUUAAUUCCUGCCUACGCCCCCUCUGAUUCACGUUUCCUAGGUUAUAUUUCUUCUCCAUUUUUUAAAUAAAAAAAAAUACUAUUUGGGUUUUGCUCCCUGCUCCUUUCCCUCCCCCUCCCUUUGCAGCUUCCUUCCUUUCCUGAGAAGUUAGCACGGUGGUGGGGAAAGGAGAAGCAGGAGGAGAUGCCUCCUUCUCUGAAUGGAUUUCUGUUGCAGAGGCUGGGGCUCUAAGUAGCAGAUCUAGAGCCAGAGGGCUCUGGAAGGAUGACGUUUACCACAAAGAGGAACUGGAAGCCGCAGGAUGUUACUCAAACCUCUGGCCAGGAGGGAGAGGCUUUGAGUGUGUUCCGCUUGGGGAAGUGUAAAAUAAGAACACUUCGCUUAAAGAAAUGUUAUAUUUUCUCCUGCUUUCAAUGAUUCACUUGAAAGGGAGCCUUGGGUUUAUAUAGAGGGUGUGAAGUCUUUGCUUGGGAAAUGUAAGCGCUGCCCUGCUCCUCCACUGCACUGCCAAAGUCCUGCUUCCCUGACCCUCCCUCUGGUCUGUGAUCUCCUCUGCAGGGUGCUCUCAGGUUCUUUUGACCAGACAGUUGGCAUCUGGUCCCAGGAUGGGAAGCUCAUCCAGCGCCUUGGCCCCUUCACCGGGAACAUUACUGGACUCUGCUUCGUGGCAUCUGUUGGCAUCGUCUGGAUCACCAGCGGCACAACCCAGCCCACCCUCUAUGAGCCUCAGUCUGGGGAAAUAGUGAGCGACUUAAGUGUGGCAUUUCCAUGUACACCUCCGCCUAAAGAUCAAUGAACUUGUUAUUAUAAGGAGCCCUCUACUGGUGAUGGAUUAGCAUUGUGUCCGCCUCAACUAGCAUAGGGAGGGAGGGCAAAAGCCCCCCCCCCCAUGUGUUUUCUUUCCCUUUCUGUCUUUGUGAAUUGUGGCCAAGAGGAUAAGCCAGCUGACUCUCUCCACAUAUACUGCCAGGCUGUGCCAAUCAACUCCCACAUUUGCCCGCAGUCUUAGUAUAUUAGGCGUGUGCAUUAAGACUAUAUAAGCUAGCAUUGUCCAGUUUUUUGUUUUCUUCCAGCAAGGCCACAGUCCUAGCAGAAAACAAUUGCUGCCAAGGGUUUGGCCAUGCUGUGCAAAUGGGGACCGAUAAGCCCAGGAUCCUGUUGCUCACCCAUGUUACACAUGAAGCAGGAUUUUGUAGGGUGUCUUUUCAUGGGCUGCUACUUCAGACUGCAGGAGUGAAAGUUGCAUGGGGCAUAUUCAAGUGUGCCAUCCUCAACCCACAGCAGCCUGAAGCAGGGCAGCUCACAAAAGCUUUAUCACUUGGUUCUGCAGAAUGUGCUAAUGUGCUAUUUUGUCUGGGACAGAUUUCCAGACUUGGAAGUCAAUUUAAAGCCUGCCAUGCAGCCUAGUGCUCCAUGCAUGGCAUUAUUUAACUUAUUGGUGGUUACCAGCAAAAGAUGCCUGGGGACCAGCGCCUUGUGAGGGGAGGGUACAAUAGUAAGCUUUGCAUGUCAAAAAAAGGCCCCUGGUUCAGUCCCUGGCAUCUCCACUUAAAAUGACCUAAGUAAUGGGAGCAAUCAAUUCCUGAGACCCGAAGGAGCUGCUGCCACUCAGAGUAUUAAAUACUGGGCUGGAUAGAUAAAUAGACUGACCUGGAACAACGUAUGUAACAUCCCCUGUUCCUAUGGGAGCUGUUCUAUGGGAUGAUUUUUCCUUGUAGAAUUGCCUGUCCUUAGUUGGCCUCAGCUCCUCAUAUUGAUUAGUUUUUAUCAUAUGAAAAAUUACCCAUGUCAAAAAGAACACUCUUUGAUGGAGCACGUUUCUUUUAACAAGCUGCCUUACCUUGACAGAUCAGACCCAUUUUGCCUGAUUAAUGACACGAUACAGAUGACAUAAAAACUAUACACAGACGUUUUAUAUUGAAAAAUUACUCUGAUCCUCUUCCAAAUGUCAGAUGGCAGAUAUACUGAAGAUUAAAUCCUGUCUCUUCUCAUUUCCUUAGCUGUUGUAGCCUCCCAUUCUCAAGGCCUCUUCCUGAACAUGUUUUUCAAUUGCUAUUUCCAUUGGGUGGAUGCUUCAAAAGCCAUUAGCGCCUCUAACACUGUAUUCCUGGAUCUGCAAACUCCCCCAAAAUAUAUAUUCAAAGAUUACAUUUCUUUGUAGCUUUCAAUACCAGAUCCAACUGCAUUUCACAGUUCCCUCCCAAGUUCUGUCGUGCUCAACAAAGCUCAAAAAUCCACUGAACAAGUGCCCCCAGCACAGCUCUUUUUGAUAGGUCUUUGAUCCCUAAGUAAAGAUGGCUCUUGUGUACCAUUCCACGUUUAUAGGAAGAAUAAGGAGAAACAGGUAUUAAAUGGUCAACCUGUUCUGAAUUCUUUGUGCUGAUCUGCUUUCAGGUUUCACAGUUCAUAUCCACAUUCCAAGGCCAACAGAAAGAUGGGCCUGUUCUUCAGCAGCUUCUCAGCCUGCCAGACUCGAGGCAUGUGAUAGGUGAGUUCUCCCCACAACAUCCGCAAUACAAGGCCUCAUCUGGUCUCUCAGCCGCCAAUGUUAGAUUCAGCACCUCUUCUUAUCUGUAGGCCAUGUCCUUUCAUGCAGUUAGGAGAAAAUAGCUAUAGUGGAAGAUACUAGAACAGUAUGGCACCCGGUGGUGAAAGCGUUGAAUUGGCAUUGGAGAUAGCCAGGUUCAUUCCACCACUCAGCCACAAAGCUUGCUGGGCCUCCUUGGCCAAUCACCCUCUCCCAGUUUAGCUUAUGCCACUGGAUUGUUGUGAGGAAAACAUGGGGUGAGUAAACUAUGUCUUUUGCCCUGAACUCCUUGGAGGAAAGUCAUGAUAUAAAAGUAGUAAAAAUUGAUUAAUUAGUACAAAAGAAAGGGCUUUCAUCACAGAAGCAGGCGGUGACUUUGGUAGGCCCGUGUGCUUAUUGCAUUCAGACCCAGCAUGAGUAUAGCACUUGGGAGAGACUAAAUGUUCCCAUGGGCAUCUGGUUAAUUGUUGUGGGAACAAGUUUUUUGCCUGAUCCAGCAGACUCUUCUUAUGUUCCUUAGGUUCCCACCACAGGUCCCAGAUUUAUAUCCAGAGAUUCUGGUUUCAUGCAAACAGGUGCUGUGAGAUCUAUGCAUGCUUUUCUAAUUUAACACAAGGCGAUUUCCCACUCAGCUUCUUCAGAGAUAUUAUGAGGCUCAGUGGAUGGCAAGAGCUUUUUAGAAUAACCCAAGUAAUUUUAAGAAACACAGAACUUUUCCUUCUUCCAGGCACAGCAAAGCCGCAGCAAAUACUCAUCUGGCGCUACAGCGAGUUGGGAUGCCUGACAGUGCUGCCUUGCAAACACCCCCUGGAGUGCCUAGCUUAUGGUAAGCAGCCAUAUAUAUCUCUAACUCUGCAACAGCUCCAGCCCCAGAUGCACAAGCUCCGUCGGGUAAGGUUCAAAGCUAGAAGAGCCUUAUUUGGCUGGGACAAGGGCCGGGGUUGAGUUUUAUGUGUCCAGCAAUAAAACUUUUGUCUGGUUUUCCGAAGCCCCUACUGCCCCUGCUUGAACUUCUUAAUGUAUCUCCACCAGCCAAAAAGGAGCCCGUUUUGCUCUUCAGUGGGGACAGCAGUGGGAUGCUACAGAAGUGGGAGAAGAGCUACAUCUCUCCCUUCAUCUACAGGUAAGGUUUCAUCCCCACAGACCAAGAAGAGAUGCCAGUCCCUGGUGUGUGACGUGGGUUGGGGAAGCCCCUAUUGCAAGGUACAGCAGUCAGCAGAGGCUGGCCUAAGAGCAGCAGAUUUCUGUUGGUAAGGAGAAGAAGCACAGCCCCUGCCAGAAGAGACUCUGUAGUGUAGCAGGUCUGUGCUAUUUGGUGUCCAGAUAGAAGCUAUCUACUGGUUUCCAGAAUAAUAGAGGAGCUUAACUACUAAAUGUGUUACCCUUGGUCAUUAGCUACCAUUGGCCUAGAACACAAGCCCCUGGAAGAGACGUGGUUGGAGGAAUGCUAUGAUCUGGGAGGAGUCUCCCUUGCCAUCUCUCACUAGGUCAGUGGGGUGUUGGACUACAACUCCCAUCAUCCCUGUCAAUCAGCCACCCUGGCUGGGACUGAUGGGACUUAAGAGUCCAGCAACAUCAGGAGGGUCACAAAUUUCCCAUCUCUGUGGUGGAGUUUCAAAAAGUUGUUCUUCUCCAGCAUCUGGAUCUAACCGUGUCAUGGUUAGUAAAGGUAAAGGUAAAGGUACCCCUGCCCGUACGGGCCAGUCGUGUCCGACUCUAGGGUUGUGCGCCCAUCUCACUUAAGAGGCCGGGGGCCAGCGCUGUCCAGAGACACUUCUGGGUCACGUGGCCAGCGUGACGAAGCUGCUCUGGCGAGCCAGCACCAGCGCAGCACACGAACACGCCAUUUACCUUCCCGCUAUAAAGCGGUCCCUAUUUAUCUACUUGCACUUGGGGGUGCUUUCGAACUGCUAGGUGGGCAGGAGCUGGGACCGAACGACGGGAGCUCACCCCGCCGCGGGGAUUCGAACCGCCGACCAUACGAUCGGCAAGUCCUAGGCACUGAGGUUUUACCCACAGCGCCACCCGCGUCCCUCCGUCAUGGUUAGUAGUGCUGUUCAAAGACGAGAUGCUUGCAGACAAGCAGACACUGGCCCAUCCUAGUCCCUCGUGCUCCCUGCCCUGCAGUUGCCCAUUCUCUUUUUUUCUUUAAGAAUAAUUUUUUAUUAACCGACCAAUCACAUCAAAUCAAACCAAAUUACAUAAAUUCCAAAUUACACAGCCGAAUUUUAAAUUUUUGUUGGGGGUACCCAUAUUUCAAGUUCCGAAGGGAUCCAAUCAACUUCUUGCUUCUUACUGCUGUUUUAAUGUCCACAAAUCUAACCUUAUGAUGUUCACAGUACUAUCCAGUCCUUUCUUAUUAUUUUUCCACAUCUCUUGUUGUUAUUUUCAUAUAUUUUUCCUUUCUCUUUGUGACCUCUGAUAGUCUCCACAAGCUGGUUAGAACAGUUUGUAAUCCUGUGUGGAUAUUAUUUUUUUUAUCCAGUAGCCAUAUCCAGAAGUUUUCCAUAUAAUAUCACUUCCAUACAUCAAAACAGUCUUAGCGUCAUUAAUCUUCACCAACCUGCCUCCUUUCUCAAAACCUCUGAGGAGAUUCACUAAGAAUGCAGUCUGAGGAACAAAUCCAUUCUUCCUCCCGGCUAUAAAUCCUUUGGCAAGAUGGCAACUCCGAAUUAAUUGCUGCGCCAUUCCCAAAAGCUCUUAUUGCUUCUUGGUCUCCAUAAAGCAUACUUUUGGUUAAAGUUUAUCUCCACACAGACCUUAAUCAUCCUGCUUGGGUCAGUUCAACCGACGGUUCUAAUGAGGAGGGGUUCUUGUAAAUCACAUAGAAGGAAAGUAAAAAUGUUUCGCCCCCCCAUUCAGCCCCGUUGUCAACAUACCCCGCCUUUGGUGUAUCUUCAUCGUAAAAUAUUCCUGUUUCUCCAGCCCGUCGUCUUCUUUCGCAGAGGUCACUUAAAUUAGCAGACUUCACUCCCCUUCUUCACUUGAAAUAUGUGCAUUUGCUUCUUUUGUAAUUAAUUAUUCCAAGUUGCUGCAACCAGUGCGCAAUCAGAGACAGUGUCCAGGAGAGCCGAUGUCCACAUGGGGGCAUUCUGCCUAGGGCCCUCACCCCCUUCUUUCGAAUUAGGGGGUGAUUUAUGGGCACAGCAGGCAAGGGCAGUGUUCCCCAUUUCCUUGGGCAACAAGGGAGGCUGCCUACUCCCAUAACAGCCUCUUAAUUACCCCGUGUGGGUCGGAGAGAUGGUAUUGUCGGCCAUCUUCCAAUGCGCCCCCUAGUGGGCCCCCCGAGUUGCCCAUUCUCCACCUGCUCCAGUCAUGCAGCCCCUCAUGCCGUUGUGAGCUCCCAGCCUCAGCCACAACCCUGUCCACAGCCACAGGUCUACACUCCCCCCCCCCCACAUCCUGUGUGUCUCUUUCUUUCAGCAGGGAGUCCUUCCACCUAAGUGAAGCCCAACUGGAAAGAAGAGGCCCCUUGGCACAGCAGAGGGAGGAGGAUGGCAAGGAGAAGCCACAACUUCGUCCAGAUUCCCCUCGAAAGCCAGGAAAGGCCUCCGUUGGGCAGCAGAGUGGCUACACCAGGUUCCAAAGUGCAGCGAAAGACAUGCGAAAAGGAAGCAUAGGCUUCACUAGGUAACUGUCAUUGUGCUCUGCCCAAGAGUGUGUGCUACUGUAGCAGAGAGGCAACAGCAUGAUUUGUCUUGAAGAGACCGAGGGACUUCCCUUUCUUCCUUGGGGAUCAGGCAGACCUUCACCAUUUGCUUUGCAGCAGGGCUGGACAACCUGUGAUGCUCCAGAUAUUGUUGGAGUCAUGCUCCCAUCAUCCCUUGCUAGUAUGACUAAUGGUCAGGGAUGAUGGUCACCAAGCUGGCCAGAACAGGGCAUGAUUUAAUUUUGGGGGGAGAGUUGGCUUCUGUAAUGUUGGCUGUGAAAUGACAGAUGAAAGGUAGUUGCUGCCUUGCUAACGAAGCCCUGGGCCUUUGCCAGGGCUCUCUUUGCUGAAGAGUUGAAUAUCCUGGUGGUGUCGGCAGCUGACGGGAACAUUUAUCUCUGGGAGUUUGAGAGCUUCAUCCCAGAAGUUGAACCUUCUGCCCAGGUGAGUGCAAACCGCUGUCCUAGCCUCUGCUUCUUGGAUGGAAGACAGAAGACAUGUGCUUGCAGGUAAGCCACAGGAAGUGAAUGGCCUCUGUCCUCCAAGAUAAGAAAGAUAAACCAGCCAGCCACAUUUAUUUAAGCAAGCCAACUAGGAGCCGCAUGGGAGCACAGGUUUUGGCUCAGAAAAUUCCCUUGGAUUACAAACAAAAGAGAAGUGGGUGACAUUUCUCCUAGAGAAAGGCUCCCUUAAUGGUUUGCUAUUUUCAUCCCAUGCUGUAGCAAUGCCCACCUGUGUUGGAUCAAAAUUCUGAAACAUUGGCAUCAAGCUGUGUUCAAGAUGAGAAGACCCAGGGCACUUCAAGCAGUUGUGUAGCAGGUGAAGAAAGUGGUUUGGAGUAAACUCAGAGGGGAAAGAAAAAGAGAUGAUGCUUCAAAGGUGCACAAAAGUAAACAUUGAAUGGCUCAGUGCACUUUGAAUGUAUCCUUCCACAAGUACACUUCACAGCCCAAUCCUAACCAUGCCUAGUAAGUUCUAUUAAAUUCAGGGGGGCUUAUUCCCAAGUAAGUAGGGUGAGGAUUGCAAGCUUAGAUGGAAAACAUCGUGUGGCAUGGCUGGAUCAAGGGUAGUCUGAGACAAGCCAGUAGUUAGGACUGAAGAGUAAGCCAGAACCAAAUGAAAACUUGUGAGUCAGAGUCUAGAAGGAAGAUCAGGAGUGGCAAGCAAGUCAGGGCCAAAGACCAGCCAAGGCUGCAAGAACCCACCAGAGCUCAGGAAGACUUUGUUGCUCAAGCAAGCCUCAACUGGACCAGGAAGCCCCUUUACACUCUUUGCUGUCUAGGAGGCUCCAAUAGUCAGCCUGAGUGGGUGGAGUCAUACACUGAGAAGCUACCACCUGGAGUCACCAUACAAGGCAGCUGUCCUGGCAGGCCUAUACCAUGGUCCGUGGCCAAAUGAACCAGAGCACCGUAUAGGACACUGGGGUCAUCCUCACUUCCACUUGCUCUGCCACUCCCCACUCUCCCCCAGAAAACCCAUGGUUUAGCGCUGAAUCAGAACAAACGGCAAUCAGGUUUUUUGUGGGUUGUCAUUUGUUCCAAUUUUCCAGGGGUUUUCCAGGGGAAAGCAACAGGGGACAGGCAAAAUCAUUUGGACUCAUGCCUAGAAUUCACUGAACAAGUGGAAAACCACUGAGACCUGUGCUUUCUGGACACAGGGCAAACGAAAAAGUGGCAGAGUCCACUUGUUGUACACCUAAGUGUCCCUGAUGAAUUCUCCCUUCAAACCAUGCUGGGGCACUGAAUGUUUCUCUAGUUUAUUUCAUCUCCCCGCCCUUUUGUUUUCAUUUGGUACUGGUGCCUCCCCUCCUUUCUUCCCCUUGGAGUAGGGUCUAGCUGGGGAUAAAAAGCGCCGCAGGCUCGUUUUUUGGGAAGCCACCUUCUGAGUGUGUAAGAGAUUCCGGUCCCUGUUUUUUCCUCUUCUCCAUCCUGCUACUGCCUCUCUCAUGCCAGUACUGCCUUAAAUAGGUUUCACCUGCAGAACGGUGCUGUGCGGGCACACAGGCAUGGUGACGGCACUUGCCGUGGCAGCCGGCGAUGCUGGACUAUACUUCCCCUACCUGGUGAGUGAACCGUAGAAUGGACUUGGAUGGCAUUGUAUGAGACAGCCCAGUCUCUGUUGAUGGGCAGCAGGGAGAGAGUGGAAGAGAGUGAGAUGCUGUAGGAAGACCCUGCGUGGCACAUGUAGGGAGGAGAGGGGAUGUGGGUGAGUGCCAGUGCCAGAGAGAGAGAGAACACACACUGCAAGGAGGGGGAGGGGAGGGGCAGCAUUGCAAAGCAAGACUUCACCUUGCUGUAUUUCAUUGUAGCUCAGUGGAGGAUGGGAUGGAAAGCUGUGUCUUUGGGACCUGCACAACCACUCUUUGCAAAAUGCCUUUUCCAGUCUACCUGAGGACAAUGGGCCCAUCCUGGAUAUGGCCUACUCCCCAAAGAGGUGGGUGAUUCUGUCUGCCUGCUUAUUUGAAAGGUGGGGAAGCCACAGAAUGUUCUCAAACAGCACUUUGAGGCCUCCCAAGGAGGAGAGAUGUAUUGCUGAAAAGUGGGGGUGGAACCUAAUCUUUGGGUCCAGGGCCGCUAAAUCGAUUUUGCCAUGUCUUUUGCCAUCCCCGCAUCCACAGCCCACACCCUCCUGGCCCGGGCAGGAGGGAAUUUGCUUUCUCUUCUAGCACUGGCAGAGUUUUUAUCUGCGCUUUCAAUCCUCACUGUGCUGAUCUGGUGCUCCUGGCUGAGCUCUGUGGGCACAAAGCCGCUGUCGUAGCCUUGGUCUGGCACCCACUAGAGGACAAGUGGGUUAGCGGUGCUGAAGAUGGCUCCAUUCGGCUCUGGGUAAGCCCUUAAUCAGGUGGUGACUUUCAUAUGUUGGGUAUAUUCACUAGCAGGGAGGUAGGAAAACUUUGGGCUAGUUGCUGAAGAACUUGGUUGAAUUUCUGGACCAAUAAGUUUUUGGGGGAAUUAUACAGAUCAGGCAGAAACAUUUUCCGGGGAAUGACCAGAGAGUCUUCCUCCAGCAGCAGGGAUAAUAGGAUUUUUCUUUUUACGGUUCACACAGAGCGAAGAUGGUGGAAGCUGUGUGCAGAACCUGAGAGCCUCCAGAGGGAUCACUUGCCUCUGCAUCGACCAGGUCAAUGGCUGCAUUCUUGCAGGGGUCCAUGAUACCAUCAGGUAGCUCCUGCAUAAGGAGGCUGGUGGUGGAAAGGAAAGGGAUGAGAGGCAGCACAUCUUUGAACAGGCUGAUGGCUCUGCCUUUUUCUCACUGCAGGGUUUAUGAUCCAAAUUCUGGAGUGCAGGUGCAAAGUUACACAGGGCACCAAGAUUCCGUCAAGGGACUCAUCCAUGUCCCAGAAAUGGAGCAGGUAGGAGAGACAGGGACCACCCACCAGGGGAAAAGGUCAAGAAAGCUGGGGGCUGGGAGUUUCCUCACUCUUAGGUCCAAGUCAUGAAUGGACCAGCACAAAGCAAUGCAUAUACUGUGAUGGUGCAUAUUGGAGCCAUGUGCCUAAUCUGUAUCUAUCAGCAUCCUGUUCAGAGAGCCAGCUGCAUGUUGAUGACAUUUAGUGAGGUCAGGCCCACUUUUGAGCUGGGCAGCACUACCAAAAGAUUGUCCCCAUGCUGUAUUCUUGUUGUUUAAAUAGGGUAUUAUAUUGCACUUCCAGUCCUCCUUCAAACAAACUAGUACUUAAUGGAGAGGGGGAAUUGUAUCCUUUUUUAUUUUAGAAUUCAAAGCAGUUUACAAGACAUUUACCUGUCAUAGCACAGCCAAGGGGUGGACUGAAGAAAUAAUUACCUGUUUUCUGUUUCUGUCUGGCUUCACUAACAGUGGCUGACAAUAAGCUGAAUCCUACUGAGGGAGCAAAUAUGGCUGCCCUCCUCUAAGUUUGUAUCUAGGCCAGCAAUAGCCAUCCUUUGUGGAGCAGGCAAAGGCGGCAUCUACAAGCUAAGAAAAUGCCUCAGAAGUUGCUACAAGAUUCUGUAGUGUAUUCUCUGUUCACAUGGGAAGCACUCAGAUCCUGCUUGUGGAUUUCCCACGGGCACCUGCUUGACAGCUGUGAGAACAGAAUGCUGGAUGAGAUGGGCCUUUGGUCUGGUCCAGCAGGCCCUGUUCUUAAGUUCUUAAGCUGAACAUGGGAAGUCAGAUGUGCACACAGUGAGUUGGCUCACCGCUUAAGCCAUGAGUGUGCCUCUCAGAGCCCUGAGGAUAUUGCUGAGGAUUCUGGGGCACAGACUUGAUUUGUGAACAGCCAGCCAUGCCAGAAGCAGAAUACAUAUGUGGCUUAUAGCGUUGUUCCUUGAAUCAUGCUGGGUGUCUGACCAAAUGUCACUUGGGUCUUUGGCCAACUAAUUUUUUUUUUUAGCGUACUCUUUUAAAAAAAGCAGCUUCCUUACUGAUUGCUUUAAUGCAAAUCUGUCAGUUGUGGAGAAGUACACCCACACACCCACAUGCGUAUCAGGAAGGUGCAAUGUGGCAGGAGGAAAUCCUGUUCUGAUAUCCUAGCUUGGCUUGCACUGAUAGUGGAUCCCAGGCUGGUGCCGCCCACUCUAGUCUGCUAUGCAGUUGAAUGGGAGACCAAUGCAGUCUGAAGACCCACAUGAGUGAGGACUAUCGGUGACCGAUGCACUGCAUGGAGACACUGAAUCCAGCCCCAUAGAGGGUGCUGACGCUGUUGCACCCUGACAUGUUCUUCUCUCUGCUUCCCUGCAGUAUGUGUCGGUCUCUCUAGAUGGCACAGUGUGCAUGUGGAAGGCCUAUCGCCCGGGGGAGCAGCUCAAGGCCCAGGUCAGGUGGUGACUUCAAUCUCCUGCUGGGUGCUACCCAGGACCUAGACUCUGAGACUCUCAGCUUCCAUUUUAACAAAGAGCACAUUUCCACCCUUUGUGGUUGUGCAGGAAAGCUUCAAAAGACAUCAGACAUGUGUUCAGCAUGCUCAGACGCUAGUGAAACAGCUAGGUGGGGCUUCCAGUGGUCAAGGGUGAGGCUUCUUGUGCUCUGCUGCUUCCUGUCCCCUCCCCAUAGUCCUUGCUUCUGUGUCUCUCUUUCCUCCCCUUUUACUGCCGUCACAGUCCCUGCAAGCAUAUUCUGUGAAAUGACAUUUGCAAUGAAAAUAACUUGUGCCGACCAAGAACAUACAAGCUAAUGUGGAUAAUUAACUGUGAUCUUUUCUUUGGUGCUGUCUUCGGCCCGUGCCCAUGUCCUGCUGUACUUAAAUUAGAUUUGAGCUUACACAUUCAAGGCAGAAUGCAAGAACUUCAAAAGGCCAGGCACAGCCAGUGAUUAGGUGCCCCCAGCCAGCCUGAAAUGUGGCAGGAAGCUUUCAUGUCAAUGAGUCAUCUCUGUAUAAGCAAUUUGCACUCAUAUUCUAAGAAAUAAUGCAGCCUAGCCAGGAAAGGUUAAAAAUUAAAAACAGCAGUAAAUGCUGAUGCAUAUUGAUUGAAAUUCUUUUCCGGACACAUGAUCAAAGUUGUUAGUGCAGUAAACACGCAGCUGUUAGCCACUGGCUAGGCCAGGGGUAGGCAACCUAAGGCCCGGGGGCCGGAUGCGGCCCAAUCGCCUACUAAAUCCGGCCCACGGACGGUCCGGGAAUCAGCGUGUUUUUACAUGAGUAGAAUGUAUCCUUUUUUAAAAAAUGCAUCUCUGGGUUACUUGUGGGGCCUGCCUGGUGUUUUUACCUGAGUAGAAUGUGUGCUUUUAUUUAAAAUGCAUCUCUGGGUUAUUUGUGGGGCAUAGGAAUUCGUUCAUUUUUUUCUUCAAAAUAUAGUCCGGCCCACCACAUGGUCUGAGGGACGGUGGACCGGCCCAUGGCUGA
Podarcis lilfordi (Lilford's wall lizard) is the source of this 15761-nucleotide messenger RNA. Lineage: Eukaryota; Metazoa; Chordata; Lepidosauria; Squamata; Lacertidae. The record is from the annotation of a GenBank genome assembly.